Salpingoeca rosetta is the source of this 1714-nucleotide messenger RNA. RefSeq lists its product as uncharacterized. Gene Ontology annotation, cellular component: cytosol. Lineage: Eukaryota; Choanoflagellata; Craspedida; Salpingoecidae. The record is from RefSeq and is a predicted model, not a curated record. The coding region runs from base 88 to 1410 and encodes 440 amino acids. Gene Ontology annotation, biological process: RNA processing. Gene Ontology annotation, molecular function: tRNA (uracil(54)-C5)-methyltransferase activity, S-adenosyl methionine-dependent; tRNA binding; rRNA binding. The transcript has a single exon.
CACACAACAGGCAAACAUCGCCACCAUAAACAACAAACAGUGCAGCUGCCAAACAACGCCACGCACAAACAGCAAACAACGCACGCGAUGGAGGGCAAUGAUGAUGAUGAGUGUUCGCUGGCGUCCAAGGUUGAGAGGCUGCAGGCUGCGUUACGGGCGGCCGCGUGCGGUGACGGUGGCGGUGAGGGCCCUGGGUGUGAGGAUGAUGGUGGGGUCCACUGUACUGAUGUGGCCGUGGAGGCGUCACCCACCACCGGUUACCGAUAUCGAUGCAGGUUCCAGCUGCUGCGCUGCUGCGGCGUGGACGGUGGCGAGGAGCGGUAUGCGUUUGCUGUGUGGAAGCAUGGGAGGCCGCAAGCCAUCCACAGCCCACGAGACUUCACCAUCGCCUGCGCGCGCAUACACACGCUGAUGGAACGUGUGCUGGAGGAAGCCAACUGCAAGGGUGGUGGUGAUGGUGGUGAUGGUGCAGGCAACGAGGUGCUGUGGCAGCACUGCCAAGCUGCCCACUUCCAUUGCACGACCACAGACGAUGCCAUGAUCACCUUCAUCUACGACGCAGCCAUUGAGGACGAGGGACGGUGGCGGCACGAGGCACAGCGGCUGUCACGCAAGUGGGGCUGCCACUUGCUGGCUCGGUCCAAAGGACAGCGCCUGGUUGUCGGCAAUGACUAUGUGGAGGAGGUGCUCACAUUACCGCCGCUCAAUGACGACAACACUGGCGGCACAAGCUACCCAGGUAGCAGCAGGAGACAGGCCGACACUACUGCUCUCACCACCACCACCACCACCACCACCACCAGCAACAGCCAGAGCGGCACCACAGCAAGGAGCAGUGGCGCAGCAGCCCUGCGCAUCGUCCUUCGACAGCCGGAAGGAGCUUUCAGUAACCCAAACCCGUACAUCUGUCUGCGCACGAUGCUGUGGUUGCGACAGCGAGCGGCGCUCGUCCGCGCAGACGUGCGGCACAUGCUCGAGCUGUAUGCGGGCGCAGGGACAUACACGCCGAUCCUGGGCCACCUCUUCGACGCCGUGACGACCGUGGAGAUCAGCACGGCCCUGGUGGCUGCCGCCCAACACAACGCCACGGCCAACGGGGUGGAUGAGCGCGUGCGUGUUGUGCGCGCCCCCGUGGAGGCUGUGCGCCACAUCAUCUCCUCUGCUUCACACGAGGGCGUCACCUUCGACGCCGUGAUGCUCGAUCCGCCGCGCGCCGGCGCCGACGCCUUCACCAUCUCCUGCCUUGGCCAGUACAAGCACAUCAUCCUGCUCAGCUGCAACCCGUUGCACACGUUCCCGCGCGAUCUGCGGGUGCUGUGUCGAACGCACCGCAUUGCCAGCGCCAUUGCGCUCGACCACUUUCCACAGACGCCACACUUUGAGGCCGCCAUGCACCUCAUCCGCAGAUAGCAGGUGUGUGUGCGUGUGUGUGUGUCUGUGUGUGUGUGUGCGUGCGUGCGUGUGUGUGUGUCUGUGUGUGUCUGUGUGUGUCUGUGUGUGUGCGCGCACGCGUCUCUCUCUCUCUCUCUCCCUCCCUCUCUCUGUGGCUGCAUUAUGAACGUCCUGAACACUGUGGACGGCGUCGCAAGUCGACACACAGCAUGUGUGUGCAUGCGUGCGGUUGACUACGAGUAUGCCUACGCUUGCCAGCAACGACCACAGCCCUCGACACCAGCCACCACCGCCACCACAGCCCUCGACACCAGCCACCACC